Harmonia axyridis is the source of this 2857-nucleotide messenger RNA. Its product is annotated as pre-rRNA 2'-O-ribose RNA methyltransferase FTSJ3. Gene Ontology annotation, molecular function: rRNA (guanine) methyltransferase activity; rRNA (uridine-2'-O-ribose)-methyltransferase activity. NCBI's taxonomy places the organism in Eukaryota, Metazoa, Arthropoda, Insecta, Coleoptera, Coccinellidae. Gene Ontology annotation, cellular component: preribosome, large subunit precursor; nucleus; nucleolus. Gene Ontology annotation, biological process: rRNA methylation; maturation of LSU-rRNA from tricistronic rRNA transcript (SSU-rRNA, 5.8S rRNA, LSU-rRNA); maturation of 5.8S rRNA from tricistronic rRNA transcript (SSU-rRNA, 5.8S rRNA, LSU-rRNA). The transcript is spliced from 8 exons. The record is from RefSeq and is a predicted model, not a curated record. Bases 154 to 2733 code for a protein of 859 amino acids.
AUGUUCUCCAUGUUACACUAAUAUUCUGUGGUAGUGGCUAACCAAAAUUUGCGGUUUUAACCUUAGUUCAAGCAUGGUAAUUUAGAUUAAGUUGAAUAAAGUGUGAAUUAUUUAUAUUGUCUGGAAAAUAUCGUAUUAUAAGAAGGCUCCAAAAUGGGGAAAAAAGCAAAAACUGGGAAAGCGCGUAAAGAUAAAUAUUAUCAGUUAGCAAAAGAAAGUGGAUUUCGAUCAAGAGCCGCCUUUAAAUUGAUUCAGUUAAACCGAAAGUUCGAGUUCUUACAAAAAUCACGAGUAUGUAUAGAUUUGUGUGCUGCCCCAGGAGGAUGGAUGCAAGUAGCAAAGCAAAAUAUGCCCUUAUCAAGCAUUGUUAUUGGGGUAGAUUUGUUUCCUAUUAAAAAUAUACCUGGAUGUAUAGGAUUAGUUGAAGAUAUUACAACUGAAAAAUGUAAAUCUGCAUUGACAAAAGAAUUACAGAGCUGGAAAGCCGAUGUGAUAUUGCACGAUGGUGCUCCUAAUGUAGGUAAAAGUUGGCUGCAUGAUUCUUUCCAGCAGGCGUGUUUGGCAUUAUCUGCCUUGAAGUUAUCAACACAAUUUUUAAGAAAAGGAGGAUGGUUUAUAACUAAAGUAUUCAGAUCUAAGGACUAUAACUCUCUUAUUUGGGUAUUGAAACAGCUUUUUAAAAAGGUACAUGCUACUAAACCACAAGCAUCACGUAAUGAAUCAGCCGAAAUAUUUGUUGUGUGUCAACAUUAUCUUGCUCCUGAUAAAGUUGACGCUAAAUUCAUGGAUCCAAAAUAUGUUUUCGAAGAACUGGAUAUUGAACCUAAAAAUGUGCUUAGUAUUUUUCAUCCUGCUAAGACAAAGAAAGAUAAGCCAGAUGGAUAUCCUGAAAAUGAUUAUACCUUGUAUCACAGGUUGAGUGUCGCAGACUUUAUUAAACAUGAAAAUGGGAUUGACUUGUUACAAUCUGUUUCUGAAAUAGUUUUUGAUGAUUCUGAAAUUUCUAACCAUGAAGAUACUACAAAUGAAAUUAAGGAAUGCUGUAAAGAUUUGAAAGUCUUGGGCAGAAAAGAAUUCAAGACACUGAUGACUUGGUGGAAAAAAUUACACGCGGAAUAUUUGGCAAAAACAAAAACUGAAAGUGAUGAUGAAGAACAACCAAAGGAUAAGUUAGUAGUAGAAGAAGAUACUAAAGACAGUAGUGAAGAUGAAUUGGAAAAGGUCGAUCAGCAAAUUCUUGAAUUGCAGGAAGAAGAUAAUAGAGAAUUGAAAAGAAAACGGAAGAAGGCACUCAAAGAACGAAAAAAACUGAAUGAUCGCCUCAAUUUGAAAAUGGUUCUCAAAGGUGAUAGUGGGCCUAAAGAAGAAGAAGAAGGUUUAUUCGAUCUGAAGGAAAUCAGCAGUAUGGUGAAAAUGAAUAAAAUUGUCGAUCAAACUCCUGAGGUUUUGGCUGAAUCCGAUGUAGAAAGUGACGAAGAACCUCAGCCAAAAUUCGUCAGAUAUUCUAAAGAAGAUAGUCAUCUAUCAAGCUCAGGAACUUAUUAUAAGGAUUCAGAUUCAGAACUAGAAAUGGAGAGCGAUGAAGAUGAAGAUGAUGAAGUAAAGGAAGGACUAGGCUUCAGUGAUUCAGAACAGUCAGACCAAGAGGAAAUUUCCAAACCUAAAAAGAAAGUAGCAUUCGUUGAAGACAAGGAACAUCCUUUGAUAACAGAUCUGGAUUAUCGUGACAAAGAACAAAAGAAAACUCAGAAAGCACAAAUGUGGUUCGAGCGAGAUAUAUUCAAGAACCUCAUUGGCGAAAAAGACGAGGAUGAAGAUAUUGAAAGGACUAUAACUGAAUAUAAAAAGCAAGGUGCCAAAGUGAUUGGAGAAGAUAGUGAUGAUGAAGAAGAUGGGCUUAAAAAGAGAGGUUUAAAAAGGAAACUGGAGAACAAAACACAAAAAAAUGGUUUGGAAAACUUUUCUGAUGAAUCCGAGGAAGAUUCGACUGAAAGUGAUACAGAUUCCGAUUAUGAUGUUGAGACGGCACAUCGACCAGUGAACAAUGCGAAAAAAGAUGGUUUUGAAAUUGUCAGUGGAGGAGGUGCACCUGUAGUUGGAAAGAAGAAGAAAUAUAAGUUGAAUGAAGAGGAAAUGGCUCUUGGGACUAUGAUGAUCAACAGUAAAAAGACCAAACGGGAUUUGAUGGAUGCCGCUUGGAAUAAAUAUGCAUUCAACGAUGAAAAUUUACCAGAUUGGUUCGUUAAGGAUGAGGAGAAAUACAUGAAAAUGGAAGUUCCAGUUCCGAAGGAUUUAGUGGACGACUACAAGAAGCGAUUGGAAGAGAUCAAUGUAAGACCAAUCAAGAAGGUCAUUGAAGCUAAAGCCAGAAAGAAGAAGAGGGCUCUCAGAAAAUUGGAAAAAGCGAAGAAGAAGGCUGAAGCUUUGAUGGAUAAUGUCGAUGUCACUGAUCGCGAAAAGGCUAAACAAGUUAAUCAACUAAUGAGAAAAGCCAAACAGGCACCCAAAAAAGAGGUCACUUAUGUUGUUGCUAAGAAACACAUGGCUGCAAAGAGAAUGAGAAGACCCGUAGGAGUCAAAGGUCAUUACAAGGUGGUUGAUGCUAGGAUGAAGAAGGAUUUGAGAGCUCAAAAGAAUAAACUCAAGACAAUGGGAAGAAGCAAAAAAGGAAAAGGUGGUGCGAAGACUCAUAACAGGCAGAAAAAAUCGAAAAAAAAUACUGGAGGUGCCUGAAUGAUGUAGUGAAGACUAUUUAUUGAAUCAAUUAAUAAACUUCUGUAUAUUCUGUAUCAUAAGGAAACUUUUUUAUAUGUCAUCAAUUUACAGUUACAAUAAAUAAUUUAAGAAAAAUUAAAAA